CCGCGGGCAGCGCCGGGAGCGGGACGGGGGCAGCCCGCAGCCAGCCGCUCCGGAGGAACAACUUCGGAGAGAGGGACAAGACGAAGGCGGAGAAGACCGAAAUGCUAAACCGAGCCCCCUCCCUCCUCCCUCUUUUCCUUGCGCUUCAGGAAGCCAACCCCAUCCCGCCGCUGCCUCCGCCGCCGCACUCCGCCGUGCCCAGUCCCAGCGGCACCGGCACGGCAGUGCCCGCCCCCUCCGCCGGCUGCUCCUGGGCUGGGCUCGGCCGGCAGCGAGCGCUUCCUGCCCGCACCGCCCCGCGCCCGGCAUGCACAGCGCAGACACCGCCCCGGUCCCGGGCACACAGGGAGCGGCCGCGUUCAGCUCUCAGGUAUACAGAUGAAGAUAUUCCAGUGGAUUUCGUCACCGAUUUAUAUUUGUGACAAGCAUAGUUCCUCUUAGUUUGCAAAAGAAUGCACUGAAAUGC
Molecule: messenger RNA, 466 nt
Organism: Calypte anna (Anna's hummingbird)
Lineage: Eukaryota; Metazoa; Chordata; Aves; Apodiformes; Trochilidae
Product: BEN domain-containing protein 4-like
Exons: 2
Coding region: 102-422 (106 amino acids)
Source: RefSeq, a predicted model, not a curated record